Fusarium redolens is the source of this 721-nucleotide messenger RNA. RefSeq lists its product as uncharacterized. The record is from RefSeq and is a predicted model, not a curated record. The coding region runs from base 162 to 575 and encodes 137 amino acids. The transcript has 3 exons. Lineage: Eukaryota; Fungi; Ascomycota; Sordariomycetes; Hypocreales; Nectriaceae.
AGAAUACGAUUCGGGUUUCAAUACGCUGUUAUUGGUUGGCGUAUUGCGUAUUAGAGGCGUAUUAGUAGCGGCAAGCGUAUAGCAGGCGUAUUGCUUACAGGGAAUUAAACGGACCACUUUACUAGCGUCCUGCUUGGGGCGCAUGCAUUCUAUAUAAUCAGAUGGUACUUGACUCUAUUCACGAGAGAUUCAGCUCUAUGAUCACAGAUCAGCGAGACAGGGACAAACACAUUGAUAUAAAAUCUUUUAUCGAGGAGAUUUCACUUAGUAGCAUCGGGCUAAUCGUACCAAAUAGGUUGGCUGCGUUCGAAGGUCAAGAAGCUAUCCCCAUUAAUGCUAACCAUAUAAUUACGGUCCGUUUCAAAUUAGUCGACGACGUCGGAUUCCAGAGGGUUCUUGGUAUAUUGCAGUUGUGGAUGUCGGGGAUUAAAGACUCACAAAAACCACCGCCGCGAGAUGAUGGCUUUCAUACUGGGAGUAUUAACAUUGGAAGAUCUCUGAACGACGGUCGAAUUCUUCGCCGUGCGCCCAUCCCACCUAAGAGCACCUCCUCAACGGCUUUCAAGUCCUUUUGAAAUGGCCGAAGCGUCCACAGAAAGACCCUCCAGGUUCCAGCUAUGCUACGUUAUAUGUUCAAUCAUGCCCCUCGUCGUUAUUGGAAGUGGUGUUCUCGGUAUAUACUCUACAGUUAAUUUCGAUAAGAUGGGAGAUGGCUUCACGG